AUGUCGUCCAGCGUCGUACCUAAGCUCUUCCAGCCCGUUCAAGUUGGGGAAUUUACGCUCGCCCACCGUGUCGUACUCGCUCCACUCACUCGUUUCCGUGCGAACAAAGAUUAUGUCCACGGCGAUCUCGCAGUGGAGUACUACUCCCAACGAGCAUCAGUUCCCGGUACUUUGCUAAUCACCGAGGCUACUUUGAUCUCAGCCAAAGCUGGUGGCUUUUCUUACGUCCCGGGCAUCUGGAACAAUGAGCAGGUCGCUGCAUGGAGAAGAAUCACAAAAGCAGUUCAUGCGAAAGGGUCACGUAUUUUCUGUCAGUUAUGGGCAUUGGGCCGUGCCGCACAUCCCGACGUACUCAAAGCCGAUGAUCCUUCCUACGAACUUGUUUCCGCGUCUAAUCUCCCACUCCCCAAGGGCUCGACUCCCCGUGCACUGACCAUCUCCGAGAUCGAAGAAUACGUCCAGAUGUUCACAUCUGCUGCACAGAACGCUAUGCGUGCAGGCUUUGACGGGAUCGAGCUUCACGGCGCCAACGGGUAUCUCAUCGACCAGUUUCUCCAGGAUGUCAGCAACAAUCGCACUGACAUGUAUGGGGGAUCGGUGGAGAAUCGUGCCCGGUUUGUUCUCGAAGUCAUCGACUCGAUUGCCAGAGCCAUCGGUGCCAGUCGCGUCGCCAUUCGUAUCAGUCCAUGGAGCCAUUAUCAAGAUAUGCGUAUGCGAGACCCGAAGCCGACAUUCGCCUAUCUUGUCUCCCGCCUUGCCUCGACCCACACCGACCUUGCAUACAUCCAUGUCAUCGAACCACGAAUUGAAGAGCACGAACCGGAGCCUGGCGAGUCCAACGACUUCCUGCGGGAAAUUUGGGCGCCUCGUGCCUAUAUCAGCGCGGGUGGAUACAAACGACAGCUUGCUUUCAUGGAUGCAGAAAAAACUGGAGAUCUUAUCGCAUUUGGACGACUGUUCCUCGCUAAUCCGGACCUCCCAACCCGCAUUGCCAAAGACCUGCCCCUCAACAUCGGCAAUCGCGACACGUACUACUAUGUUGCGGAGACUGCAAAGGGAUAUACUGACUAUCCGCUCUCGGAUGACCCUCGAGCUGCCAUCUAA
This is a messenger RNA of Fibroporia radiculosa, 1104 nucleotides long. RefSeq lists its product as uncharacterized. Gene Ontology annotation, molecular function: FMN binding; NADPH dehydrogenase activity. The record is from RefSeq and is a predicted model, not a curated record. Bases 1 to 1104 code for a protein of 367 amino acids. Lineage: Eukaryota; Fungi; Basidiomycota; Agaricomycetes; Polyporales; Fibroporiaceae. The transcript has 6 exons.